Molecule: messenger RNA, 1185 nt
Organism: Uloborus diversus
Lineage: Eukaryota; Metazoa; Arthropoda; Arachnida; Araneae; Uloboridae
Exons: 2
Coding region: 1-1185 (394 amino acids)
Biological process (GO): DNA replication, removal of RNA primer
Molecular function (GO): RNA-DNA hybrid ribonuclease activity; nucleic acid binding
Source: RefSeq, a predicted model, not a curated record
AUGGAUACUGCGAAACUCAUUUAUAAUCAAGGGCUACUGCCAGUUAUCUCUUAUGCCUCAUGCAUCUGGGGGCACAGCUUAAAAAAGAAAAUAAAUCGCAAAGAAAUCAGAAAACUGCAGAGAAGAGUCCUUUUGAGAAUCGUCAAAGCUUACCGAACGGUGAGUUACGAAGCCAUUUUUGCUCUGGCCGGUGCGCCUCCUUUGGACAUAGUCAUUUGCAACACAAUGCUUGCUCGAGAUGCUUAUCUCCGCUCCGUUCGGGAUGUUCACUUAAAUAAUACUCUCUCUCCCUCCGAUCUUCCUCAUCCCUCUAUAAAAGAUCCUAUUUCACUUGUAGAUUUCGAUGCCACUAAUUUGAACAACUAUGAUUUUGUUUGCUUCACAGACGGCAGUAAGAUCAAUGAGAGAGUCGGACUAGCAUUUGUUUUGUAUCAGCAUGAGAUUGAGUUCUCCAUUCAUCAGUUCCGUAUUAGUGACAACUGUUCCGUUUUCCAAGCCGAGCUCUUGUGCUUAAAUCUCGCAGUGAAACACGUCUCAAAUUUUCUUGGAGCUAAAGUACUGAUUUGCAGUGACUCUCUUUCCUCUCUUUUUUCUCUUUUGAAUGUCAGAAGUUUUGAAAAGCUCAUUGUGGAAGUUCAAAGCAUUAUAAGCAAUAUUAAUUCACACGAUAUUUGUGUCGAUUUUACCCAUGUGCGAGGCCACUCAGGAAUUCGAGGAAAUGAAAGAGCUGAUGCUUUAGCAAAAGAGGCUACUCGUUUACCUUUUUCCUUAGAUGUAGCUAAUCCUCCCUCGUUCUCGAAACUGUUCUACUCUAAGAAAGCUACUAAGGAUGGGAAUUCAGAGUAUCUGUCUUCAAAUAAGGGAAAAUGGACCAAGCGCUUCCUUCCCACUAUUUUCUUUAGAUUGAAACGGCAACAUCUCAAAACUGAUUUUUUUGUCACUCAGUUUCUUACUGGGCAUGACCAUUUCUUUGCUAUAUCUGGCUUAAUUGAUGUAGCUACUCCUGACAUUCCUCUUGAAAGUGCUGCCACUCCAGCUCUGUCUACACAGAAACCAUCAACUUCCAGGCAAACAUCCAUUAGUAAAGAAACCCCUACAAAGAUUCUUCAGAAGUCUCAUCCAAUCCCAAAACUAGUCAGCUCGACAGUGAAGUCAAAACAAGUUGCUUGUCUGAACGGAAUGUAG